Olea europaea var. sylvestris is the source of this 2374-nucleotide messenger RNA. Its product is annotated as NAC transcription factor 29-like. Lineage: Eukaryota; Viridiplantae; Streptophyta; Magnoliopsida; Lamiales; Oleaceae. Gene Ontology annotation, molecular function: DNA binding. The record is from RefSeq and is a predicted model, not a curated record. Bases 166 to 1206 code for a protein of 346 amino acids. The transcript is spliced from 3 exons. Gene Ontology annotation, biological process: regulation of DNA-templated transcription.
UAACAUCAUAUAAGUUAUCUUAUCUCCAUAUAUUCAAUAUUUUAAGGAAUGUCAGCAUCUGCAUGAAGCCAUAAACUCGCACCUUAUAUACUUUGGCACUGUGCUUGCAAGAGACAUUAUUUUCCAGAGUGCCCUCGGAGGGGGAAAAAAGAGAGAAAUUUUUCAAUGGAUGAAAAGUCCCUCUACAAUUCCCACUUUCCUCCAGGAAUAAGAUUUCAUCCAUCUGAUGAAGAACUAAUUAUUUAUUACUUGCAGAAGAAAGUAAAGUCACUUCCACUUCCAGCAAACCUGAUGACUGAUAUAGAGCUUUAUAAGUAUAACCCUUGGGAGCUACCCAAGAAGGCUUUGUUCGGAGAAGAUGAAUGGUACUUCUUCACCCCAAGGGAUAGGAAGUAUCCAAACGGGGGAAGACCCAAUAGAACAGCCGCUUCAGGUUUCUGGAAGGCUACUGGCACCGAUAAGCCAAUUGUUGGUUCUUCUGGUUCAGGACGGAUAGGGGUUAAGAAAGAUCUUAUAUUCUAUAAAGGUAAACCACCAAAAGGGGUCAAGACAGAUUGGGUCAUGACUGAGUACAGACUGUGUGGCAUGACUUCUAGACCGUUACAGUCUAAAGGGUCCAUGAGACUGGAUGACUGGGUAUUGUGUCGUGUUCGACAAAAAGGCAACAAGUCAAAGAAUGCAUGGGAGGUUCAACAGAAUUCUGGUGAACUUCUGGAGUACCUUCCUAGGAUUGAGGAACACCCUUCAGUUUAUAUAGAUGAUGGCAGAGAAAUGUUUGCAGAUUAUUUUUUAUCAAACGGCUGUCACCUAUUAGCUUCCUUACUCACUGGACAUGACCAGACAAUUGAAACUAUUCCUAGAGCAACCUUUCAAGGCAACAGUAGUGAAACAAUUAAUCGUCACAGACUCAGUACAGUAAAUACUCCGGAAACAAAUUCUUCUUUUCAGAGUUUCUUCAAUUCAUUACCAGGCCAACCUAACAAGGAGAAUUGGGGUCUGAAUUUUCAGCUACUUACAAAGAUGAUACCUCAUCAACACGAAGAUAAGGACCUUCUAUCAGGAAACAUGGUAGCUGCAGGAGAUACAAACUUAUACAUCCAACAUAUGUCUGAAAGAGACAAUAUCAACUAUAAUCCAUCAAAUUUCGUCAUGAACUUGCAGCAUCUUGAUAUGCCAACAUUAUCUGAAAAUUUCGUCAGUGACUGAGUAAACUUCCCCCCAAAAGGAAAUUAUUCUCAGCACAGGUGCAGUAACAAAGCUAUGUGAGCACCAUAAGUUUACACCUUCAAUAAGAUGGAACAAAGCAUAUCGUUCUAUAUGCCCUAGCAUAAUCAACUAUUAAUACUAUCAGUUCAUGUAAUUCAUGUUCAUAAGUCUAUGCUUUACUGGAGUAUAUAUUCAUAAAUAAUCAAAAUUUAUGUUUUCUAUGUUCUAAAGUUAUUUUUAUUGCCAUAUUUUGUUUUCUUUAGUUGUAUUGUUUGAAUAAUUUCAUGGAUAAUUGCAAUCUCAGAACAAAAUCUCCAUACUUUUUUCUAUUUUCAAAAUAAAGAAUCCAUAUUUUUAAUUUGUUAUUUCUUCUUUUAUUUAUUUAUUCUUCUCUCUCAUCUUGGGUUCCCAACAGUCAUUACUACAAAAUGAGGUUCAAUAAAACAGUUGUCCCUGGUGCAACCUGAAUCCCUUUUUGUAUUAAACUACCCAAGUCAGGGAAAACAUGGUAUGGCCGGAGAGAAAAGCGUGGAUUUCAUUAAGGAUUUUGUCUACAAGAGGCAACAGAAGUUUGUAUUGAAGCACGACUUGUAGAAGGUCUCUGUUAGAAUAUUGGAAACAUGAAAUUACAAAGAUCCGUUUAUCCUGAAUGAACAUUUCAGAGAGCACGUUGGAGAAGUCUUGCUAUUUACAAGAACCGAUACUUGCGAGGUAAAAACUUCUUUUAGUUCGUCGGAAGCAAAAAUUUGGCUUGAUCAACCAGAUAAGUUGCUAUAUGGGGUAAUAUUAUGCUGUUUGAAGAAUAAAAGGGAGAAGGAAAAACAUUGUUUGCUCUAUCACAUCUAAGAUAAGUGAGGUGGAAGGCAUAGGAAAACACAAUUGACCCAGAGAGGAUUAAUUAUACUUAAUGAAAAUUACAUGUAAACAUGAACAGGCUGAGCAAUCUAGAUAGUGGGGGUUAUGAAGCUCCACAACCAUAUACACAUUGAUUAGCUCCUGUUGUUGUAUCUCAUUUCCUAUCUAAGAUAUUACUAGAGAAGUGAUUAUAUUUCAAAGCCAUUUAAAGCAGGGGGAUAGAUGAUUACACAUUAAAAGGAGGACACAACAAAAUCAUGGUACACAUUGGAAAAGCUUGAAAACUUCUUGAUCAGAAAUGAACUCAACAAAC